Molecule: messenger RNA, 4116 nt
Organism: Manihot esculenta (cassava)
Lineage: Eukaryota; Viridiplantae; Streptophyta; Magnoliopsida; Malpighiales; Euphorbiaceae
Product: RRP12-like protein
Exons: 18
Coding region: 135-3713 (1192 amino acids)
Source: RefSeq, a predicted model, not a curated record
CUCGUACCCCUGAGAUUAAAUAGUAAUUUCUCAAAAAAGCCGUUAAAGUCCCUUCGCAUUUCUUAAACCCUACUGGCUACUGAUACCACCAUCUCCUUCCUAAAACCCUGAACUCAUCAAACGGAGAUACUGCCAUGGAGACAAACCUUGAGAGCCACGUAGCUGAAGAGUCGGAAAUUCCAUUCAAAGAUGACUCCGACAUUUGCCAUCAACUAUUGUCCCGCUAUUCCACCUCCAAAGCCCCACACCACCGCCACCUCCUCGCCACUGCUGCCGCCAUCCGCUCCAUUCUCACCUCCGAAUCCCUCCCUUUAAGCCCUGCGGCGUACUUCGUCGCCGCGAUCGAUAACCUCUCUGAUUCCGAAAGCCUAGAUUCCAAUGCGAUUGCGGCGCUCUUGUCGUUUGUUUCUAUCGUGGUGCCCUUGAUUCCGAACAACGGGAUUAAGGGUGAUAAAGCGAGCGAGGCAGUGAAAGUUUUGGUGGGGGUGGCAGAGAGAGAUGGGUUAGGAGCGGCAAGUGUCAGUGGCUUGGUCAAGUGUUUGGGGGUUUUGAUUGUGGGGUUCUGCGAUUUGGAGGAUUGGGGCUCUGUUAAGGAAGGAUUUGAAACUGUGCUUAAAUUCUCCAUUGAUAAGCGGCCUAAGGUCAGGAGGAGCGCUCAAGAUUGCCUUGAGAAGGUUUUUAAGUCUCUUCGGUCUUCAACUGUUAUCAAGGAAUCGAGCAAAUUGGUUCUGUCGUUGUUCAAAAGUUGCAAGCCUGUGGUACUUGCAAUGAGUCGGUCAAAGGUUAUUGAUGGGUCUAAAAGUGAAACAUUAUCAAAGCCUGAAAACCUUGAGGGUCUCCAUAUGCUGAAUUUGCUGAAGGUUACAGUUCCGUAUAUCUCUGUCAAAAUCAGUGCAAAAGUUCUCUCGGAAAUACUUCAGCUUAUGCAUUCCCAUUUCACAGCACUUACAAGGCAUAUUUUUAAAAUUUUUGAAGCAUUUAUCGAGAAGUCUCGAGAGGAAGUUAUUGGCCCACACAUAGAAAAAAUUAUAAACUCUCUUUCUCUUUUUAUGUCUUCCGGAGAGAAGAACUCGAUGGACACUGUCAUUUUUGCAUCAAAUUUGUCAAAACUUGCUUUGUAUAAGCUUCAUGCUGGAGGGUCGAGGUUGUGGGUGAGUAAUGUGCCUAAAGUUUGUGGUUCCAUAGCAGGUUUUUUGACUUGUGAGACUACCGUUGCGUCACAGGCUUCACUUAUUAUUAAAGAGAUGAUCAACCAUUUUAUGGAUCAAAAAGUGCUCUUUCUUGAUGAACACCAGUCAUUUGAAGAUGUAAGUCAAGAAAGCGAAGAAGCAGAUAUGAUAAAAUCGACAUGUGCUAUCUUUGAGAAUAUUCUGAGCUCAUAUAAUGGAAUUCCGAAUGAGCAUCUUUUGGAAGUGAUAUCUGCUUUAUUUCUGAAGCUUCGAGAGGGCUCAUUUAUCUUCAUGAAGAAUCUUGUUCUCAAGCUCACGGACUUGAUGAAGCUUGUCAGUCAGGAUAAAUCCAACACAAAUCAUCUUCAGGAUUGCAUUGGAUCUGCUGUAGUUGCUAUGGGGCCAGAGAAAAUUCUUACACUCAUACCCAUCUCUGUUCAUGCUGAUAACUUUACUUGUUCAAACAUCUGGUUGGUACCCAUAUUGAGGACACACAUUGUUGAAUCAUCACUAGGGUAUUACAUGGAGCAUAUUCUGCCUCUUGCAGAAUCCUUCUUGAAAGCCAGUCAUAAAGCAGAUGAAGUUCUCAAUGUUGGACUUUCUCUGGUCAUUUAUUUCAGUUCUCUCUUUGGUCCAGUUAAAAAGUCGGUAGUUGCUCAAGAUCUGCAGGCUUAUGCCCAUGACCUUCGGGGAUUGCUACCUGCCUUUUGUCACUAUCCUGUUGACACUCACAGUAAGUUUAAAUCUUUGGCUGAACUCCUUGUUGCCUUUCUGAAGGAAGAUCCUUCCAUGCAUCAAAUUGUUGUUGUUGCCAUACAGGUUCUUGUCAGUCAAAAUAGGAGUGCAAUUAUCUCUAGAAAUAAUGCUGGCGAAGCUUAUAGCAAUGCAGAAAGAGAUACCCUUUUGGAGUUUAGAAGUGCUUCCUCUUAUUCAAAGAAAACUGCAACAAAAAACAUCAAGGCAUUGUCAUCAUGUUCCACCGAGUUGCUUCAGGCUCUAAUGAACCUAUUUGUUGAUUCUGUACCUGAGAAGCGCUUAUAUAUAAAGGAUGCUGUUGGAUGCUUGGCUUCCAUUACUGAUUCCUCUAUCACCAAGAACAUUUUAAUGUCAUUGCUCAAGAGGCUUCAGCUUGCGGAUGGUAAAGGUGAAUUUGCACAGCUGACAAGCUGUGGAGAUGAAUCGACUGAUACAGAAGGAACUGUUGGGAAGAAGAAAGAUGUAAAGAGGUGUGUGAUGAUGGAGCUAGCAUCUUCUCUUGUUGAAGGAGCAAAGGAGGAUUUGAUUGAUCUGUUGUAUAAUUAUGUUGUCCAUGUUUUUAAGGAAACUGAUGCGACUGGUCAUUGUGGAGCAUAUCACACUUUAAGCAGAAUUUUGGAGGAACAUGCCUGGUUUUGUUCUUCUCAAUUUAUUGAGCUAUUAGACUUGUUACUUGGACUGAAACCUCCAACUGAUAUUGCAUCCCUAAGGAAACGGUUUGCUUGUUUCCACAUUCUCAUGGUUCACACAUUAGAGAGAAGCUCGGAGGAGGAUAAUACAAAGGCUUUUCUUAUGCUCAAUGAGAUCAUACUGACUUUAAAGGAUGCAAAGGAUGAAACUAGGAAAGUGGCUUAUGAUACAAUCCUCCUGAUAAGUUCUGCUUUAAGAAUCUCAUCAUGUGCAGGUUCUGGUGAAGCUUAUCACAAAUUGAUCAGCAUGAUAAUGGGUUAUCUUUCAGGUCCGUCUCCUCACAUAAAGAGUGGAGCAGUGUCUGCACUGUCUCUACUUGUGUACAAUGAUGCAGACAUCUGUCUUAACAUUCCUGAUCUUGUUCCCUCCCUCUUAUCUUUGCUGCAAAGCAAAGGUGUGGAAGUCAUAAAAGCUGUUCUGGGUUUUGUGAAAGUACUAGUAUCAUCCUUGCAAGCUAAAGACCUGCAGAAUUUUCUAUCGGACAUCACCAAUGGAGUUCUCUUGUGGUCAUCUGUCUCUAGAUUUCAUUUUAGAUCUAAGGUGACGGUCAUAAUGGAGAUCAUGAUGCGGAAGUGUGGUUCUGCUGCAGUUGAGUUAGUUACCCCAGACAAGUACAAGGGUUUUGUCAAGACUGUUCUGCAGAAUCGUCAUCACAAGCCUACAUCCAAGGAAGCUGGAUCCAAUGAUACAGAAACUGCGUUUACAGAUUCAUCUGGCAAAAGGAUGAAUAAGCAGAAGAAAAAAGAAUCAGGUUCUGUGGCGGAGGAAAAUGGUUCAGUGCAGCAUAGGAAGAGAAAGAGAAAAAAUAAGGAAAACGAUAACCCUCGUACCAUGAGGGAGCCACGUAUACCGAGCAGUGGUGGCUAUGGACCUAAAGGAACUAAGAAAGCUAGGCACUCUGGAUAUCAAAAAUCAACAAAGGGUAAGUCAGCAGAUGAUACAAAGAAGAGGAAGUUUGUUAAAGAGUCUACAAGUGGUGGGAACAAAAAGAUGAAAUUCCAGAACACGAGCAAGAAAGGCAAAACAGCAAUUCAUAGACCUGCCUCCAGAGUACACAAGCACAAUAAAUUUGGAAAGAAACAAAAGACUGGUGACUAGUGCAGCACUUGAUGGCCCUGGAUCUGCUUCCAAAUUGUGCAAAUGUAGUAGAUUUUGGAAAGAAACAGAGUGGGACUGAAGUGAGAUAAAGAUAUAUGAAUUAUGUGAAGUUUAACCUGAAAUGGCCGAAUGACCAGAGUUUCUUUUGCGGGAAAGUGAGCAUUUGAAGUUGAGUUUAAGCUUACAUACAAGUUUUGCAAGAGAGCUGUGUAUUUGAAGCAUCAUGGAACAUGAAAUGUAGCAGCUGUAGUCUCCAGUUGAAACGAGAUGAAGACUGCAGAAUUUUGGAGUUUCCCAAAGAAUAGCUAUAUAUUUAUAUAUAAUGGCUUAUGUAUCAACCACACAAGAAAAAUGCUGUAUGCCUUCAAGCUGAUUAAUAUGGAUUAUUGGCAAUUUUUUUUUA